This is a messenger RNA of Trichogramma pretiosum, 1276 nucleotides long. It is a transcript of the gene Ubc7, whose product is annotated as ubiquitin-conjugating enzyme E2 G2. The transcript has 4 exons. NCBI's taxonomy places the organism in Eukaryota, Metazoa, Arthropoda, Insecta, Hymenoptera, Trichogrammatidae. Bases 298 to 801 code for a protein of 167 amino acids. Gene Ontology annotation, cellular component: cytosol; endoplasmic reticulum. The record is from RefSeq and is a predicted model, not a curated record.
AUACAUAUGUAAGAAAUUUGUGCAUUCUUUUUGAUACGUCGUACUUAUAGGGACUUUUCAAGUGAACAGUAAAACAGAGGCUUAGCAAGAACAAGUGUACCGUCAGUUUCGUCUCGGCCGCUGCUCUGACAACUCGAGACCUCUUCAUGUUAAUAUAUCAGCUGUUCGGUGCAUAACCUAGCCAAAAAGUUUGUUCAAGUUUAUAUUUGUGCUCCUGAUACUUGGGUUUAUUUAUUGUUCUAGAAGAUAGUGGAUCUUGAUUAAUUAAUAUUUUUGUGUGUAAAGAUAUUUUAAAAGAUGGCAGGAUCAGCUUUGCGGCGUUUAAUUGCGGAAUACAAGCAAUUGAUGUCGAAUCCGCCUGAAGGAAUAUUAGCUGGCCCUUCGACCGAAGAGAACUUUUUCGAAUGGGAGGCAUUGAUCGUAGGACCAGAAGGAACUUGCUUUGAAGGAGGUGUGUUUCCUGCCAAACUCAGCUUUCCAGCUGAUUACCCCUUGAGUCCUCCAAAAAUGCAAUUCACUUGCGAAAUGUUUCAUCCAAACAUUUACACAGACGGCAGAGUGUGCAUUAGUAUAUUACAUGCACCUGGCGAUGAUCCUAUGGGCUACGAAAGUAGUUCAGAACGAUGGAGCCCCGUACAGAGCGUAGAAAAAAUCCUGUUAAGCGUUGUCAGCAUGUUGGCCGAACCAAACGACGAAAGUGGAGCUAAUGUUGAUGCUGCGAAAAUGUGGAGGGAAGAUCGGAAGCAAUUCGAGAAAAUAGCUGAUAAAUUAGUUCGCAAAUCUCUUGGAAUACCCGCGUAACCUAAGUCCUUGGAAUCACGAUAUGAAAGGCAUUACCAAAACCCUACAUAGUCAUAGGAAAUGUUUUCCUAUUAAAUUUCUUGACCUCAUCUUUAUAGCGGCUUGAUUUUAAACAAAAAAAAUACAUAAAAAUUUGUACAGACAUUUGCUUCGUUCAACGAUAUUUUGAUAUAUUUCUAUAAAAAAACUUGCCUCUUAAAUACUUGGAUGAUAUAGAAAUUUUGAAUUUUUUUCAUUAUUAAAAAUAAUUGUACAUAUGUAACUCAUGUUAAAAUAUUUUUAAGAGAAUUAUUGAUAAAGGAAUAUAACACUGAUUCAAAAAAUAUGUUAUUUUAAUAUUCGUAAAAACGAUCCAAAAAAUGUUUUGAUUACAUAGACGAUUUUUGGAGAAUUUUCAAAUACAUCGUAAAUUAUAAAUAAUUAGAAAACUGUGUAAGAUACUACUUAUAACAAUAAAAUCACAAGUUUUUUUGAA